AUGUGUAUUCUUUUGUCUCUGCUUGUGGGAUGUUGCAAUUGUGCCUCAACUCGUGCUGUUUCUUCUUUUGGGUCGUCUUUGCUUGGGUGGGGUUUCCUCUGUGUUGGUGUGAAGGAGCCCUGGAUUUGCCCCAACCAACAGCAGGAAUUGCUACCACACUGGGAGAGGGUGAUGUCGACGGAAGAUGCAGAGAAGAAGGAUGUGUUCUUUUACACUGCAGGCCCCGCGCUGAUGUCCGGUGCAGCGCAGGCAAUUCUGUUCAACCCAUUUGAUAGAGCACUCUACGUGCGUGUAAAGUUUCGCCGCCAGCAUUUUCUUGACCGCCGCAAUUNCAGGCAAUUCUGUUCAACCCAUUUGAUAGAGCACUCUACGUGCGUGUAA
Messenger RNA from Trypanosoma grayi, 381 nucleotides. Its product is annotated as mitochondrial carrier domain-containing protein. Bases 1 to 381 code for a protein of 126 amino acids. NCBI's taxonomy places the organism in Eukaryota, Euglenozoa, Kinetoplastea, Trypanosomatida, Trypanosomatidae. The record is from RefSeq and is a predicted model, not a curated record. The transcript has a single exon.